GCCACGGUGUGAGGGAGGGGACGGCGCGGCCAUGACAGGCCGUGACAGGGGCAGCGCGGCCGGGCGAGGGCUGCGGCGGGGAAGGGAGGAGGCAGCGAGGCUUGGGCACCGGGCGGGAUGUGGCGAGCGUUUCUCCUACUUGCAACCUGCUGCGCUUCCUCUUUCCUCUUCCCUUGAGGCCAACCCAGAGCCGAGCUCUCCUGCCACAGAAAGGACAGCGGAUGGUCUUUGCCUUGUGCAAGCCCUCAUCCCCAAACAAUAUCCUGGGUGCCAGAAACACCUCGAAGCAGAGAGAAGAAGGGAGCCACAGCCAUCGGCACCUGCCCCUGCAGCUCCUUCACACCCAGGACCCUCUCCCAGCCGGUGCCAUGGAGGAAAAGGCCGAUAAUCACCGGAGCGUGUUGAACCUGGCAGCUAUGUUUGAAGGGCAGUGGGCUAGCAAAUUUGCCCGGAGGGAGAAGCAGGCUCCGCACGACCAGACUGCUGCUGCAGCCAGCCAGCCUCAGCAGCUUCCAGCAUCCCCUGCCAGCCAGAGCUUCUCCCAGAUGGCUGCCAGGCACCAAGCAGAGCAAGAGAAUGAGGAGGAGGAGGAGCAGCAGGGUCGGCGGGGGCUCAGCUUCAAAUGCCUCCGUUCUUUCCGACAGAAGAUCAGUGAGGACAACUGGAGGAGGCAGCAGGACCCAGGCCUCACGCCUGGCAGCAAGGAACCAGAGGAAAAGAAAAUCGCUCUGGAGCUGCUGGAGACAGAGCAGGCUUACGUCAACCGCCUCCACCUUCUCGACCAGAUAUUCUAUGCGGAGCUCAUGAAAGAAGCCAAAAAUGGGAAGACAGUCCCAGAGGAGGUGGUGAAAAUGAUCUUCUCCAACAUCUCCUCCAUCUACCAGUUCCACGCCAAGUUCUUCCUGCCGGAGCUGCAGAAGCGCAUGGAGGACUGGAGCUGCAACCCUCGGAUUGGGGAUGUGAUCCAGAAACUUGCGCCGUUCCUCAAGAUGUACGGUGAAUACAUGAAGAACUUCAACAAGGCCGUGGAGCUCAUCACUGUCUGGUCAGAAAAAUCGCCACCCUUCCAGGAGCUCAUUGCUGACAUCCAGAAGAGGAAGGUCUGUGCUAAUCUAACGCUGCAGCACCACAUGCUGGAACCUGUGCAGAGGAUCCCACGCUACGAACUCCUGCUGAAAGAAUAUGUCCGAAAACUCCCGCCCAAAUCCCCAGACCGGGAUGAUGCAGAGAAGGCCCUGGAGAUGGUUUUUAUGGUGGCCAAGCACUCAAACGCAGCUAUCGCCGAGAUGGAACGGCUGCAGAACCUCUGGGUGGUCUACCAGCGGCUGGGCCUCGAGGAUGACAUUGUGGAUCCCUCCAACGAGCUGAUCAAGGAGGGGCCGAUCCAAAAAAUCUCCACCCGCAACAACAGCACAUCGGAGAAGUACCUGUUCCUGUUCAACAACAUGCUGCUGUACUGCGUGCCCAAGGUCAUCCAGGUGGGCGCUGAGUUCCAGGUCCACCUCCGCAUCAACGUGGAUGGCAUGAAGGUGCAGGAGCUGAAUGACACACAGUUCCCUCACACCUUCCUGGUCUCGGGAAAGCAGCGGACGCUGGAGCUCCAAGCCAGGUCUGAAGAGGAGAUGAACGCCUGGAUCAAGGCCUUCCAAGAUGCCAUUGACAGGAAGGAGAAGAGGACUGAGACCUUUAAGACAGCAGUACCUGGGCUGGAGACGGGCACCCCCGCGUUGAAGACAGAGGAGCUGGGCCGCCGAGCUCCACAGUGGGUGCGAGACAACCUGGUGACCAUGUGCAUGCGCUGCAAGGAGCCCUUCAAUGCUAUCAUGCGCCGGAGACACCACUGUCGAGCUUGUGGAUACGUGGUGUGCGCUCGCUGCUCUGACUACAAGGCCGAGCUACAGUAUGAUGGGAACCGCCUGAACCGCGUGUGCCAGGAGUGUUACGUCUUCCUGACGGGCCACUUGAUGCUUGAGGACCGGGAGGGGAAGCACAAAGGCAUCCUGGAGAAGGGAGCUGCAGAGGUAUCAGGCAGGAGUUUGCUGUGCAGUUCCCUGCAGCUGUUGGACAAGAACGGCAAGGGGGGCAUGCGGGGCUGGUUCGUGAUCCCACAGGAUGAUCCCCUCGUGCUGUACAUCUACGCGGCCCCCCAGGACAUCCGAGCCCACACCUCCAUCCCGCUGCUGGGCUACGAGGUGAGGGACCUGCCGCAGGAGCACUCCCGCCACCUCUUCCAGCUGGCACAAUCCCGGCAGCUCUACACCUUUGUGGCCGACACCGAGGAGCUGAAACGGCGCUGGAUGAGGGCCAUGGCGCGCUCCGCCGCAGGCAUCACGGACCUGGAGGAGGCUGAGGACGUGGACUCCUGCAAUGAAGCAGAAUGAGGCCGUGGCCACCUCCUGGGCUGCCUGGUGGGUCAGACCUCCCCCUGCCCGUCCCGCUCACGGCUGGCUUCGGGCAGGUCCCAAACCUCUGCGUUUUGGGGUUUCCUCACGUAAAGGACAAGGUGGGGGCACAUUUGCCACCGCACAGACAAACCAGAUCCCCCUUCCCCUUCGUCUAUGCUCUCUGCACCGGCCGGAGGCGAUGGGGGUCCCCGAGCCGUGAGGUGGAGGGAGAGCCAGGGGGUUUUGGGGGGCCUGCGCCCCUGCGGCCCGGCUGUCCCCAGCGCGCUGUGCUGUGCCGUACCGCCGGCUGCCGCGCGGGGGCAGCACCGCCUCAGCCUUCCUCCCGGCCCGGCUCCGGCCGGGGGAUGCCGCAGGGGGGAUGCCCACCUUUGGGAAAGCAUCUUCGGAGCUGGGACUGCUGCGAUAAAUCCUACCUGCAACCCC
Messenger RNA from Falco peregrinus (peregrine falcon), 2828 nucleotides. It is a transcript of the gene FGD2, whose product is annotated as FYVE, RhoGEF and PH domain containing 2. Gene Ontology annotation, molecular function: guanyl-nucleotide exchange factor activity; metal ion binding. Gene Ontology annotation, biological process: cytoskeleton organization; filopodium assembly. Gene Ontology annotation, cellular component: cytoplasm. Bases 222 to 2381 code for a protein of 719 amino acids. The record is from RefSeq and is a predicted model, not a curated record. NCBI's taxonomy places the organism in Eukaryota, Metazoa, Chordata, Aves, Falconiformes, Falconidae. The transcript is spliced from 17 exons.